This is a messenger RNA of Scutellospora calospora, 1786 nucleotides long. The record is from the annotation of a GenBank genome assembly. Lineage: Eukaryota; Fungi; Glomeromycota; Glomeromycetes; Diversisporales; Gigasporaceae.
CAUGGAUAUGGAUGAUGUACCAAAAACUCACCAUCCAGAAGAUUUCGCCCAAUUGAUAGAACUUUUAAAGUUUUUAUCAGAUCCUAUUAUUUAUCCUCCUGAUGGAAAGAUGCAGGAUAAUAUUUCAUUUGAAGUCUUUGUUAAUAUUUGCGACCAUUUACCACCUCAAGAUUUAUUUAUGUUAGCAUGUGUAUGCAAAAAUUUUGCCAACAUGCUUAAUGCGGAUUUAUUUCCCAUUUCUUCUGAUAUUUGGAAAUCAUCUCGUGAACGUUUUACUGUUUUCAGAGAUAUGAUUCCACCUAAAGGAAUGUCUCAAAAAAGAUUCGCUCAAUUACUUAAUUUUGAAAAAGGUUGUGAGGUCUGUAAAAGUAAAGAAAAGAAUGUUCAAAUAUAUUGGCCUGCAUUCGUAAGAUCUUGUAAGGACUGUAUCCUUGAAAGGGCGAAAAGUGCUUUUGAAUUAGAGCAAGUGCAUAAGAUUGAUAUGAGUAUUAUCAAUAAUAUUCCACCUCUUGUGCCUUGCCCAGAUGAUCGUGGUAGAACACAAUAUUAUUGGUUGCAACAUGUAAUCUCCGCGCAAAAAAGGUUACAAACUAAUUCGGAUGAACCAGAUCUAGAACUUGGAAGUAACGAAGAUAAUAUCGAACUUCAUCUUGCCGUGACACGACGUUGGAAUGAAAAAGUUAUACUUCAACAAAACAAAGUUCAAGCAAUUGUUAAAGAAUUAUACGAGAAAAAAACCUUAAAUACUUCGGAAAUGUUUAUGAAUAAUCCUGUGAUUAAAAAUCUUAUGAGUAAGAUUUUGAUCAAUCCAUUUAUUGAACAAGAUUUUCAAUCAUUCAUUGAGGAACUUAAAAGUGUUGUGAAAAGUGGACAUUCGAUUACGGAUACUACAUCCUCCAAAGAUGUCAAAUCUUUAAAGGCACAAAAGAAAGAAUUGUUGAGGAAGUAUGCUGAAUAUGAAUUUCCAAAAAAAGAAAAAAAAGAAAGGGAAGCUUCAAUGCCUUUUUCAAAAUAUUCAUUUGACUAUGGAACACCACCAAUAAGACCAAUGCCACCAAUCAUUCCGAAUGGACAUUAUAUGGACACAUCAGGUUCUCAAAUGAAUUCAAUUAGGCAACCAAUGCAAAGUCCCCAAAUUAAUCCGAUUAAUGCACCGCCAAUGCCAAGUUUUCAAAUGAAUCCAAUUAAUACACCAAUAACAAAUGCUCAAAUGAAUCCAAUUAAUCUUCACGUGCCACAUAUGUCACCGCAAAGUCGAACACAUAGUCAAUUGGUUCAACGAAGGCAAGAUAUCAUAAAACUUCUUAAAAAUAUCGUGUUUACUGGAACACCAAAAACAAAGAACAAUUUUGUUCCUUUUACUGUCAACAUCAACGACCCAAUUUUUCGGUUUCUUGAUCGUUGUGAAACUUUCAUAGAUCCACCAUUUUUCCAACCUAAUGAUAAUACAAAGUAUGAUAUUAUCUUAAAAAUCAAACAAGAAGCUGGUAUGCUAAAUGAAGUACAUAGAGGGUUAGAACCUCGGCAUAUUCUUGAUGUUCGGGGUGCUUUAGAACGACAACUCGGUAAUCACCCAAUGUUCAAGUGUAGUAUGUGCCCAUAUAAUGUUGAAGAAGGAGAAAAGAUACAAAUUUACAGGAAAGUGGUAACACAUAUUCUUAAACAACAUGGUUUGAAAGAUAGACAAAGAUUGUCGAGUUAUAUAGAAGUAGAUCCUAAAUCGGUAGUCCACUACAUUCAUUUCGCUUUUAUACCUGAAAUUCGUCCAAAGGUCAAUUUUAAGUGA